Trichogramma pretiosum is the source of this 2580-nucleotide messenger RNA. RefSeq lists its product as uncharacterized. Lineage: Eukaryota; Metazoa; Arthropoda; Insecta; Hymenoptera; Trichogrammatidae. The record is from RefSeq and is a predicted model, not a curated record. The transcript has 2 exons. The coding region runs from base 1 to 2580 and encodes 859 amino acids.
AUGGAGGAAAUUCUCGAGGAUCAGCUGGCAUUAGCGGAAAUUCUCAGCAACUUCAGAACGGUGAUGCUGAAAGCACCAAGAGAGAAAAGAACUACAAGUUGGUUCAAAACGCAAUUAGAACAACUCGAGAGUCUAUGGAGUGAUUUCCUUAAAGCCCACAAGAAGCUGAUCCGCUGGUCAGAAAAGGACAAAGAACAGCGUCCCUAUUUCCAAGACGACAUGUUUGCUGCGGGCCAGAACCAGUAUAUCGCGGUAAAAACGGAAAUUUUGGAUGUUCUGAGCCCCGGCCGGAGACAGACCUCAAUUCAAGCGGAUUCACAGUAUGCUGGAGUCAGCUUUGAGACUCCGCAAUACAAGACACCACUACCGUCGAUGCAGCUUCCGCAGUUUUCGGGCAAUCAGUUGGAAUGGGAGACGUUCAAGGGAAUGUUUCUGGCACUCGUACACGACGUACCUACGUUCCCGCCGAUUUUAAAAUUACAAUAUUUGAUUCGAUCAUUGACGGGAGAAGCAGCUAAUAGACUCAAGAACGUACAGAUUGUCGGAGAAAAUUAUGAGAGUUCAUGGCAGGCUAUUCAAGCCAGAAAAUCAGUAGAAGAGGUGCGUAGACUGGUGGAUCUAGUGCGCGAGUCCAAGCAGGCGCUCGAUAACUUGAAUGUAGAGCCGGCUCGUAUGUCGGAAUUGUGGCUGAUUCACCACACCAUUCAUAAAUUGGAUCAAUCAACGCGUCUGGAUUGGGAACGACACGCCGACGAACUCACGAGCUUCCCGUCCUACGAUGAGCUCAUAAGCUUCCUCGAGCGUUACAUACGAGUGCUGGACGCAGCUAGCACAACAUCGGCGGGGCCGCAGCCAUCUACAUCGAGUGAAAAUUCGGCGGUUAAAUCGGCAAAAAGCGCGCCAAGUAAAUAUAAACAAGUAUCAGCCCAUGCGACCAGUACGCAAGUAGCUCGAAAGCCAACCGCUCGCACAUGCGCGCUGUGUCGAGGCACGCACGUAUUGUACUCGUGCCAGAAGUUCCUCUCUCUGCCUCAGUCGCAGAGGUAUGAGGUGUGCAGGAGGGAGAAAUUGUGUUUGAACUGCCUUUCGGGAUCCCACUUCGCGCGAGACUGCCAAUCAGAGAAGCGAUGUUUAGUGUGUCAAGCAAAACAUCACACCAAACUUCAUGCAGAUACUCGGACACAACAGGAAUCUACUGAUACAUCAAAUGAGCGAGCUGGCACUGGAGCUCCGAUCGACGGAAAUGAGGACCCACCAGCAUCGGUUUACUUCGCGGGACAGGACAUGUCUAGAAGGCGAUCGGACGAUCAAUUGAUACUGCUCGCGACAGCGCGAAUAGUUUUGUUGGAUUCAUUCGGCAAUGAGCUGCAAGUUCGAGCUUUAAUAGACCCUUGUUCGCAACGCUCUUUUGUCACGGAACGCGCAAUGAAAGCACUGUGCGUUAAAAUGGAUAAGGUAUCUGUGAAUAUCAAGGUAAUGGGCGGGUCUCACGCGUCAACAGCACGGAAAGAAGCACGCGUGACGAUAAAGUCCAAGAUGAUGCCCGAGUUUACUACAUCCGUAGUUGCCUUGGUUAUGAGCGAGCUUACUGGAUUGAUGCCGAGGAUUCAGCUGCAGAUCACUCGAUGGUCACACCUGAAAGGAGUGCAGCUGGCGGACCCGGCUUUUCACAGACCCGAUCGCGUGGACUGUGUGAUUGGGGCUGACAUGUACACGAGCAUCUUACUCGACGGAUUGAAGAAGGGACCCGAGGGCACUCCGGUAGCGCAGCGAACGGUUUUUGGCUGGAUAUUGACGGGUGAGGGCGGUGAUGAAUCGACGAGCCGGCCCCAGGAGGUGACAGCUUUCCACACCAUUGCUGAGCCAACGCUGAAUCAACUGUUGGAAAAAUUUUGGCAAAUCGAGGAUAUAGCCCAAACAAAGCAUUGGACGACGGAGGAACAGUUUUGUGAAGACUACUUCGUCAAGACUACGUCAAGAAACUCGGAGGGCAGGUUCGUAGUCCGGUUGCCGUUUGCGGCCAAGACUAGAUUUGAAUGCUCGAGAGAUAUAGCCCUGUCGUGUCUCUUUCGAAUGGAGAGACGAAUUAUGAAAAGUCCCCGACUAUCCUUAUCUUAUAAUAAUUUUAUGAGAGAGUAUUUGCAGUUGAAACACAUGGAGCUCGUGCCGCCGACUCAGAUCUCGGCUCCGAGCUUUUAUCUGCCGCAUCAUGGAGUGUUUAAAUCGGAGAAUUCGGACAAGAUCAGAGUCGUUUUCAAUGCUUCGCAGAAGGCUGCGAACCGAGUAUCGCUCAACGAGACUUUGUUGACCGGCCCAAAACUGCAAAAGGACGUCACGUCAGUGAUUACCCGGUGGCGUCUCUUCAGAUUUGUCUUCGUCACGAACAUCGUCAAGAUGUUUCGACAAAUAUUGGUGCACCCAGAGGAUACCGAUUAUCAGCGCAUACUUUGGCGCUCAACAAAAUCACAGCCGGUACAGGAUUAUAGAGCGCUUACAGUCACUGUAGCAGUACAUCUAAUGUACUGGCUACAAGUGGCGACUUACGAGGCCCGCGAGCCGGCAUUCGCGCGUAUACAAUAG